AUGCGACUAAAGUCUUGCCUCGCAACCUUCUAUCUCCUGUUGCUUUCAAUCAUCUCGACCUAUAUUGCCCCGGCACUUGGUUCCGAUAUACUUCGAUACAAACGUUCGAGAUAUCGUUAUUUUACGGCGGACAACGAUAAUGGCAUAUCGCCGAGCACAGAAGGAAUUCGAUCCACAACAUCGACUUCGAUAGACAUAGAUGCAUCCACAACAGAUUCGGAAUCCUGGCACGCCCGUAGGAUCGACAAUCCAUGCCUGGAGAAGUACUGCGGCGCGGGAAGAGAGUGCCAAGUUUCUGCUAACGGCGAUGAGAUCGUCGCCGCGUGCGUCUGCGUCCGAAGAUGCACGCGGCGGCAUCGACCGAUCUGCGCGAGCAACGGCAGGAUUUACGCCAAUCGCUGCGAACUGCAUCGCGCUGCAUGCAACGCCGACACGCCGUUAGCCACGCGGAGGCUCUCCAGGUGCCUGAGCAAUGGUAAUUACAGCGCGCAAGCACGAAAGGAUUUCUUUGCGUAUCACACCUCAUCCGAAGAAAAGAAUGUCUUGUAUUCCAAUAAUAAGUCCAAGAAUAAGAGCAAGCAUCAUCCGGCAAGCAAAUCGAUCCCGCGAAAGGACGAUCACGUUACCGAGAAAUGUUCAGCGCAAGAAUACGAAAUUAUGAAAGAUAACUUGCUCCUGUAUAGCCACGCGAGAUUAAUGGCCGAAGAUAAUCAUAGUAAGGAAUACUUGGUCAGCAUCAUGUUUUCUCACUACGACAGAAACAAUGAUGGUAAUUUGGAGCGAGAGGAGCUCGAGCAGAUCGCCGAGGAAGAGAACAUGGAGGAAUUAUGCGUGGGAUGCAAUCUGAGCCAUAUGAUCAGCUACGAUGACACGGACGGCGAUGGCAGAUUGAACGUUAACGAGUUUUACAUGGCCUUCAGUAAGCUUUACAGUGUAUCGGUGGUAUCGUUGGACAAAUCCCUCGAGGUGAAUCACAUAUCCGCGCGAGUCGGAGACAACGUGGAGAUUAAGUGCGAUGUCACCGGAACACCACCCCCGCCCCUGGUUUGGCGACGUUACGGCACGGACGUGGAGAAUCUUAGUGAGCCGGAGAUUCGCGUUUUCAAUGAUGGUAGUCUCUAUCUGACAAAUGUGCAGUUGGAAUAUGCUGGUAAUUACACAUGUCACGCUCUCAGAAAUCAAGAUGUGGUGCAAACUCAUAUGCUCACUAUUUACACUGUACCCGAAGUCAGAGUGACACCACAAUUCCAAUCUAAGCGACCGAAAGGAGCAGCUAAGAUGAAGUGUCACGUGGUAGGCGAGCCUCUUCCACGAGUACGAUGGCUGAAGAAUGACAAACCUCUGAGCGAGGAUCGACCGGACAAAUACGAGGUGAUUGGCAACGGCACCAAGUUAUUAGUAAGAAAAGUCGAUUACGCCGACACCGGUGCUUACAUGUGCGAAGCGACCAGCGCCGGAGGACUUACGAGAGACAUCAGCAGUCUAGUGAUUCAGGAGCAACCUACACCAAUUGCGACUGAAGAGGAACGCAGAUUUUUCUCUUUCCACGAGUGGGGUAUCUUGGUAUACGAGCCAUCCACGUGCCACGCGUUACACGAGAUCCGAUCCACAGAUAUCAUACCCGGCACUCAGGAAUAUGUCUGCGGGCCGAAAAACAUUCCUUGUUCCUGGGGACGUGCCAUAAACGUCGCUAAUAGAUACGUAUACGUUAGUCAGCCGGAGAAGAAUCGCGUGCUUGUAAUUAGCGAAGUGCAGAUGAUGAUAAUCGAUGUAGUUGCGACGGACAAGAAUCCCGUGGAUCUGUGGUACGUACAGAAUCUCGAUUACGUCUGGGUACUGAACUGGAGGAGCGAGAUGAAUGUUGGCAUCAAGACCAUACAGAUAAUCAAGGAAGCUGCCCAGCGAAAGAAACAUCAUACCAUACGACCGGAGCCUCUCUAUGCGGAAUUAGAUCUUGUGAAGGGUCUACAUAUCCCACAACAGCGAGAUACGAAACAUAUAUUCAAAUACGGAUAUGUGACCCACACGAGUCAAUACGGUUUGUAUAAGCUCGAUCUGGCCAACAUGAGGUAUACUCGUACCGUCAACUUGGCCAGCUACAACUGCGCGCCAACAAGCGUGGAGUUUUCUGAUUUAUAUGGCUUCGUAAUACUGGGAUGCGAAGAACCGAUCACUGCUCGUCCGACUGGUCAAGUGCUGCUGGAUUAUCUCACUGAUAGCGUUCUCGCCCACAAGCCCAACAUCCUGGGGAAACCAGCGAUCUCUCCCGAUUCCAGAUAUCUGGUCACUCUUGAUAAACAGGACACUGGCGUCACUCUUGUAGUGCAAGAGAUUUUGCCAAAUGGAUUAAAAUUCGCGUUCGACGUAAAAACGACUUUAAAUAUCAGCGAUAUCGCUUUCUAUCCCUCGCAGACGACCCAUAGUUAUGAUAUAUACGCUUCAUCGAUAGACAAGGAAGAUAUCCUCUUCCUAGACUUGACUACUGGCAAAGUGGAAAUGAUAACAGGUGUGGGAAAGGCAACACCGCCACAUCUCACCAAAUGGGGUAAUCCGAAUAGACCUAUAAUACAAAGCGGUAUAUUUGGUCGAUAUAUGGUAAGCCCGUCCAACCAGGCGCUCUUUGUUCUCAACGGGGAGACCCGCACGGUGAAUUGCGAGAUUGGUGGCCUUAUACAUCCCGGCGCGAUUGUUUGGUUUACUGUUUCGCUGCGUUAACGAAUGUAGCUACGCGACAACGACAAUACCAGACGUACGUAUAUAAAUGCGUACAUAAAUUGAACAUAGGGAUCCGAUCGGGUACCAAAGCCAAUAUCGAGAAAUUUUAGAUGAGAAAUUUUAAAAAAUAUACGUAGAGAUCAACGGGGUGGUGUCAAGAAUGCCUGCAUCUUCUCUAAUAAUUUUCACAAUGAAUGUAUCGCACGAAUAUUUCUGUAUUAUGACUGUAUCAUAUUUGAAAAGAAAACAGCAACAUUAUUUCAAAAUAAUAUAUCGAGACGAAAAAUAAUGUACCAGAUUGAUUGAAGUUUAUAUUGUAUUAAUCAGACGCAAAUAUUUAUCGUCUUAAUUUACAUAUUGUAA
Messenger RNA from Camponotus floridanus (Florida carpenter ant), 3078 nucleotides. RefSeq names its product follistatin-related protein 5 (gene Fstl5). Bases 1 to 2715 code for a protein of 904 amino acids. Gene Ontology annotation, biological process: cell differentiation; multicellular organism development; regulation of BMP signaling pathway. The transcript has 16 exons. The record is from RefSeq and is a predicted model, not a curated record. Lineage: Eukaryota; Metazoa; Arthropoda; Insecta; Hymenoptera; Formicidae. Gene Ontology annotation, molecular function: calcium ion binding; protein binding.